This is a messenger RNA of Pestalotiopsis fici W106-1, 1017 nucleotides long. RefSeq lists its product as uncharacterized. The coding region runs from base 1 to 1017 and encodes 338 amino acids. The transcript is spliced from 5 exons. NCBI's taxonomy places the organism in Eukaryota, Fungi, Ascomycota, Sordariomycetes, Amphisphaeriales, Sporocadaceae. Gene Ontology annotation, molecular function: methyltransferase activity. The record is from RefSeq and is a predicted model, not a curated record.
AUGGCGGCGCCACUAUACAACCAGCAGAACACACAGCAAGAUGGGGUCCUGCACGGUAAUCAAGCUGGACAAUUGGACGAGAACUUUUUGCCAAACAAUCUCCUGAUGAAUACGGAGCGCGACACGCACGAGUCGACCGGAACUUCAAUUUUGGAAGCAGGCUCCAUUCAUGAUCUGAAUGGGCGCACAUACCAAGGAUAUCGCGAAGGAAAGUACUUUCUGCCCAAUGAUCCUAUUGAGCAAGAUCGUUUGGACUUUCAGCACGCUGGCUUGACCACGUUAUUGGGAGACAUGUUGUCCUGGGUGCCCUUUGAGAGCCCGCCGCGCAACGUCUUGGACGUGGCGACGGGGACGGGUCUGUGGGCUAUGGACUUUGCGCGCCUGUACCCGACUGCCAAUGUGCUGGGCACGGAUCUGUCCCGCAUCCAGCCCGAUGAUAGUAGGCCCGAGAACUGCCACUUUGUUCAGGAGGAUGCCGAGGAGCCAUGGCUGCAUCCAAAGAAUCAUUUCGACUACAUACAUUUCCGCCUGGUUACGACGUGCUUUGAUCAACCACAGUCCGUCAUUCAGCAGGCAUACGAGAGCCUGGCGCCAGGUGGAUGGAUCGAGUUCCAUGAUGCUGGCCCGCUCCUCCUCGGCGCCGGGGGGACUGUAGCUGAGCGCACCUGGCAGAUGGCUGUCGAGGGAGCCGCAGCCAUGGGGAGAAAUAUACUGGUGGCCCAGAGCUAUAAGCAGUGGCUCAUUGAGGCAGGAUUCAUCAAUGUCGAGGAAUACAAACUUCCAUGGCCCAUGAACGGCUGGCACGAGAAUCCGCGCAUCAAGAAGUCUGGCCGUUACAUGCAGCGUGUGCUCUUAGACAAUGCACAGGGUUUGGUGUACAAGAUGCUGCAAGGCAAAGGACUAUCGCCGCCCGAGAUUGAGGUUCGUGUGCAGCAGUGCAAGGAAGAGUUUAUGGAUGAAAGUAUUCAUGGAUACUGGCCCUUUUAUGUUGUAUAUGGACGAAAGCCGACGGCUUGA